UUCGCCGACGCAUUAGCAGCGUGCUACUCACUUAAGCAACAUCGCGUAUUUAUAUUGUUUAAUUAUUAAUUAUUAAUUAAGAUAUUUCAAAAUUAAAAUUAUAUGUGAUGGUUUUGAAUUUUUGGAAAAUUUUGGAUAUUUUUUAAGUUCAAAAAAGCUUUGUGAAAAGUGAGUGAGCGUGAUUUUGUGAUUUGGAUUAAUUCGGAAAAAAUAAGGGAAUUUUUGAAUAAUUUUGAGUAAUUUCUUGAAAUGAGGCAACAAAAUACAAAAUUAAGACCAUCAACAACCCGAACACCAAUUAAUCACCAUCGAUAAUCAACUACCAGGCUGACACGCAGAUGCAUAUGGAAAAAACACCCGAUCUACAGCCACGAUGUCGAUGACCGGAAGUCUAAUGGGAUACGAAAGCAACAACGAGAUAAACCAGGCGAAAUGUAACAAUAAAAAGUACCAGCAGAAGUCAACGCUGAUAACGGGCUCCUCGACUACGCCAUUGCCGAUGACGUUAACGAGCACCACGACAAUGAUUUCCUCAACCCCGAUAACUACUACAAACGUUAAUACCACGACAACCAUAAACACCUCUGUCAAUAAGCAACGCGAAUACGCCUCGAAUUUACGACGCAGUGAGCACAAGAGGAAGCGAGAAACUUGCAAUCGGGGACACGCUAAUGGCUUGUGGUCCGUGUGGUAUGGAAUUCUGGUGGUUAUCUUACAGGCUUACAUCGCUACAAGGUGUGCCAAGCGGUUCGUUGCAUACUUGUCACUUCCAUGGCCAGCGGACGUCCAGCCGCCUAAAUUCGAGCUGCAUGUCUGCAUAGUCCUAACAGGAACCGGCGUUCUGUUACUACCGAUAUUACUGGCAGCAGCGUGUCUGAAGCUCGGAAACUUGGCCAAUGACGGUGUGAAGCUCGGCAGGCAUACGAGCACAUGUACUCGCGAUCCACCGGCCUCUUUACUUGGAAACAACAUUGACAGUGGCUUAGCGGGGAGUUUAUGGAAACACGGAGGACCUACAGCAGCCUUCGUUCAUCUCUGUACAGCAAUGUGCUUUCUAUUACCAACAUUGCUGAUGGAAGCGCGGUUAAUAUACGCUGGAUUUUUACCAAAAGAUGCAAUUUGGCGAACGGACUUGGACUGGAUAGUGGUCCAUCGUGACCGGCUGAUCUACCUGAACUUUAUGAACCCCGGGAUGAUCAACAGCAGCAACAUCAACUAUAUUAACAACCCCUUUCUUACGUCGAGUGUCGAUGAUAUUAAUAUCGACAUUUUAAACUUUACGAGUGGGUUUAACGCAACAAAUCCGCGGAAUUUUACAGCAAAAGAUACAGGGUCAACGGAGUUUCCGGUAAAAUCCGAGAUUGGCGCCACCAGUCCGCUACCGAUCGUCAGAAGCAAGAAAGUAGUGAUUCUAAGGAACAAAACCAAAAGUUCCGACUUGCAGGCGGGUAAUAUGACAGCGUACAAUUUGCCACUUGUUAUUAAUAGCGUCGCGGAUUUGGACCGGAUGAACAACGACAGAGAAGACGAUGCUUAUGAUGAGCGUAAGGAUUUCAUCAGCCUGGAGUACUUGAACUACGCGGUGGCGCUAGCUGUCUAUUCUGUGCGCUAUCCAGCGGUCUUCUGGUCCUGCAACAAAGCUAUCGGUACCAUCUUUAGUAUUCAAUCGUUCAUUAAUUCUGUCCAAAGUUUGAUCAGUUACGCUGGAAUGUCCGUUCUGUACAAAGUACAAGUUCUGGGACCACAUAAAGUUCUGAGUCUAGGGCGGAAUCGUGUUCAACCAACGCCAAUUUACUCCAGCAAGUUGCAAAAAGUUGUGACGAACCUGUUUGGUGAUACGUCGCAUUUGUUACUGAAUCCGCAUGUAACCUUAUCGCUGUUUGCGUUAUCUUCGUUGUUGAUUCUCUGCUCCAGUAUGGUGACCUACCUCUACGCUUAUGGAAGAUUCGCCACAUUUUUAGAACACGAGCACCAACGGCGAGUAAUAAUAUCAAAAGAGGGUCGUCGAAACAGCUCAGGCUGGUCGUACUUUACCCACUGUGCAGCUCUCUGUGUUUUUUUAGCUCUCCUGAUUUGCAACGCUCCACUUCUCUACGACUACAUAGUAGUCUACCGCGGAAGUCUCGACGGUGUAAUAUUGGCAUGCAUCCUAGGAACAAUUAUCCACUUGUUUCUCUGGUUGAUAUUUUGGUUCUUUUUAACAAUAAAGCGUAAUUGGAUUUUCAAAGUCCGCGUAACAAUAGCCCGAGCGACUGUCCGCUCAGCGAGGUCAGUGAAAUUAGUCACCGACGUCGACUUGUUAGCCUGUAGACGAAAGAGCACCAACAACGUUGAUCAGGAUAACGACAACGACGACGAGACGUUGAUAGACCAUGAACUGGGCAGUGAUGCUCCUCUGUUGAUAGUCGGAGACGGCAAGACCUACAGCAUAGCUGAGUCUUCGCCGAAAAAGGCCAUCAUGAGCGUCAUCCAGAAGGCCAUAAUCGAAAGAAAGGCUCAGCAGAAUGAAGGUGUUACUGUAAACCGUGCUUCUGGAGAAGCUAGCCUUGAAGAAGAAGAGCAGAUCUACUGGCUAAGACCAAAACUACGUCCAUCACCAGAGUCGCCUAACGGAACAAUUCCAGCGUCGAAUCUGGACAAAAGCUGGAUCAACAAGAAGCUUCGUCCCAAAGUGACGUUUAACGACCUGCCUAGUACGUCUGGCGCGCGCAAUAAGGGAAAAAGACGAGGUAAUACCGAGGGUGGACCAGACGACGAUGGUGAUUAUGCCACGCUACGUGAGCUACCACUAAUGACUGCCAUCGACGCUGAUGAUUCUGCUUCGGAAGAAAACAAGCUCCUGGAAUGUGUUAACGACGACCAAGUAACCUACUACGCCAGCGGUAACCGUGAUCUCCACCCAUCAGAAGGUGACCCUUCCCCACUUCUAACCCCAGAACCUCUGCCAGACCCAAACCUCCCGAUUCCUCCGCUUCCAAUUCCCAACGAGCUAACUUCAGUACUAACCGCCCCAACUGAGGAAUUCCAUGAUUCUAACCACUCGGUGCCUCAGGUUGGACUACCGAAGUGUCUUCGUCAUGCAGACUCGGGAGUUUCCCAAGAUCAGCUGACGCCCCGAUCAGAGUCAUCAAACUCUCCGGCCCUGGAACCGAUGACCAAUGGUAUGAAUCAUCUGGCAAAUUACGAAGUGGUUGAUCGUAGCCUAACUUCGUCGAACAGCGAAUCUUCAAGCGGAGUCCACUCGAACACCAGCAAUUCGUCGGUAACGAAUCACUUGAUGAGCCAACAGACACGUCGGUCCAAUAGUGUUGAUGACCUCAGUGCCAAUGACGCUUACAAUGGCGACGAUAAAUGGCGAUCUUGUUCACUGCAACGGGGAAUUCAACCACCAAAUGGAAAUGGCGGCCAGGAGUACAAAAUUCAAGCUGGUCCCCAAUUCACAAAGUUCAAUACCAUUGACAGAAAAUCCUCAAAGGGAAAUGGUCCAUGUCCGGCGAUUAUUUUGGAGAACACCAGUGAAUCGACGGUAGUGAUACGACGUCGUAUGUCCAGGCCGAAGUUACCCGAAUCUUGGAACCCAAAUGACGCAGAACCAUUUGGUAGGAGCACUAAUAUGAGAAUGACGUCCUUUACUGAGAACAGUGACGUUAAAAGUUGCAUUAAUGCUAAUAAUGCGUCGGCGACUUUGCCGCAUUACCCAACUCAACCAAUUGUUCCGACGUAUCCUCACUGUUCGACAAUGCCACUGCCACAUGGUGUUCACCACGGGAAUAUCAAUGGAAAUGGUAAUGCCGGUAGUUGUGGAACGGUUCCGCAAAAUUCUGUUCCUAUUUUACCGACGGUUAAUCAUACAACUCUGCCGAUAACUUUGGCGCCCAAUUCUAAUGGUCGGGUUACGAAUUUGACUAAUCAAGUAGUGAUGCCGAAUCAAAAUGGUGGGUAUGUAAAACGCUACCCAAUUAAUCAUGUUCUACCUGCGCAAACACAACAGUGGUCAUUACCUUCGGGACACCACACUUUUCCGCAACCAUUGCAAAAUAAGUUUUUUGGCGGGAAUGUCGCUAAUGUGAGGGUAGCUGAUAGAGAUUCUGCAAACUUUUCAAUGGCUAGUAGUGGGGACUCGGAUAUUUGUCAUCAUUAGUUAAGUGGCGCCCAAUGGGGGUUGUUGGUACUCGUUUAACUGUUUUUUGAUAAAAUUUUUGAACUGAAUUUGUGAUUAUUUAAGGAUUUUGUGAGUGGAUUUUUUGAGUGUUUUUCGAGUUAAAUGGGUGCCGACGUUUGGGGCAGGUAGGUUACUUGGAUAUUGACUCUCAGUAGUCAUAUGACAAUAAAUGAUCAUAUGUACUUUGUGUUUCAUUACAUGAUCAUAUAGGUAUCGUAGAAAAAAUACAUACUUUUUGUGACUUAAAGGACAUAUGCUUCACAAAUGACCACAAUUAGGUCAUAUAUGAUAUUAUAUGCUUCAUAUGGUUAUAUAUGAAUCAUUUGAGUCCACAUAUGCUCUAUAUAUGAUUCAUAUAUGGCCAUAUGUAAUUUAGAUGACUGUAUAAGGUCAUAUAGAUAAUAUGUGCUCCAUAAAUAACAUCAUAUAAUUUAAAUGUGAUCAUAUAUGGUUCAUGUAAUCACAUAAGAUACAUAUAACCAUAUACAGACCACAUAUUUUUUAUAUGUGAUCAUGUGUUUCAUUUGAUCUUAGAUGAUACAUGUAAUUGCAUAUGAUUAAUAUACGAUCACAUAUCGUUCAUAUCUGAUCUUAUAUGCUUCAUAUGACCAUUUAUGAUCUAUAUGAUAUCACAUAUGGAUCAUAUAUGACCACAUAUAGUUCAUAUGACCAUAUAUGGUUCAUAUGAACCAUAUAUGACCACAUAUGGUUCAUAUGAACUAUAUAUGAUUCAUAUAAGACCACAUAUAGUUUAUAUAUGAACACAUAUGAUCAUAUAUCUUUCAUAUAACAUUAUAUAUGACCAUAAAUAUGCUGCAAUGAUCAUAUAUACUGACCACUGGGAGUUAAUCAUACAGUAACCGUUUUUUGAGUGAGAUUUUGACGGUGGUUGAAUAUAAGGUUGUUGGUACUCGUUUUUGAGGAAAUUUUAUAAGCUAAGCUAUAGUAUAAUUUUUAAUUAUAUAUAUAAAUAUAAAUAUAAAUAUAUAAAUAAUAUAUUAAUGUAAUUGAAGCUUUCAUCCGUAUUAAUAAUUUAUAAUUUGUAAUUAUAAUAUAAAUUUACCGUUUUUUAGUUAAAAUGCAUAUUUUUACACACGAUGACUUCCAUGAUAAGAAAUAAAUAAUUAAUUAAUUGUUGUAGUAACAAAGGCUCUUUGCUUAAAAUAUCCAACACAUAUCGAGGUCGAAUAUCUGCAAGAGCAAUAAAAAAUUUUAGGUUGAAAAUUAUUUUUUAAAAAUUUUGAAAAAAGUGUCGUAUUUUUUUAGAUGAGUUUUCGACACAUCGACAUUUUUUUUUUUUUUUUAAUAACAGAGUGAAAUAAAAAACACAGGCAACUUUUUCGUGCUUAAUUAAUUACGCACAGUGUAUAGCAGGCACAAUAAUAAUAAUUAUAAUAAUAAUAAAAAUAAUAAUAAUAAUAAAUAUACAGAAAAACAAAACAAAACAUAUUAGAAAAGCUGAAAACCUAUAUAUAUUUUUUCAUAAUUUUUUUGCGACGGAAUAACUCAAGUAUA
Molecule: messenger RNA, 5677 nt
Organism: Cotesia glomerata
Lineage: Eukaryota; Metazoa; Arthropoda; Insecta; Hymenoptera; Braconidae
Gene: tinc
Product: protein tincar
Exons: 12
Coding region: 374-4141 (1255 amino acids)
Source: RefSeq, a predicted model, not a curated record